AUGGCAUCAUCUGAAUGGCACACACAUGUACAUGCAAUUCCUCAAAAUCUUAAUCAUUCUGAUUUCAUAUUUCUGAGUAUGUUCUUCCAAUACUUGACUUCAACAAUGUUUGAUGAAACCACAUGGCUCCCCUUAAGUGUGCCGCAACAACAAGCUACUCUAGAAAAUCGAGAUGACUCAAUGUAUAAAGAUGGAAAGUUGCGGGGAAAAUAUUCGGGAAAUUAA
Clunio marinus is the source of this 225-nucleotide messenger RNA. The record is from the annotation of a GenBank genome assembly. Lineage: Eukaryota; Metazoa; Arthropoda; Insecta; Diptera; Chironomidae.